This is a messenger RNA of Raphanus sativus (radish), 909 nucleotides long. RefSeq lists its product as uncharacterized. Bases 222 to 746 code for a protein of 174 amino acids. The record is from RefSeq and is a predicted model, not a curated record. The transcript is spliced from 2 exons. Lineage: Eukaryota; Viridiplantae; Streptophyta; Magnoliopsida; Brassicales; Brassicaceae.
UGGAUUGAAGAAUUUUCAUUCAAGUUAAGAUAUUCCAAUAUCGAAUCUGAUUCGUACCUUAUCUUUUACAUAAUUUGCCACAUUAGACCGAGAGUCAACUUCUGAUUCUGUCGUUUUAUUACAUAUCUGAUUUGCUUUCGGUUUCUAUGUUUGAUCGAUUUUAAUGAUCUCGUAUUGUAACACCUGGCGGAACUGUCUGAGGUUGUUGAAACUCCGGUAAUAUGGGCGAUUACACAAUUCAGAUCACUCCGAAGCUGAUCAAUCAGUUAGCUCAAGGCAACGAAAAACCGAAGAGAAAGGUAAAGAGAACCAAACCCAAAGUCUCACCACCACAAAACAAUGCAGAUCAAGCGAGAACACACCGUGAUGCAGAGAAACCGAAGCCAAUGGUAGAGUUACCGACUCAGCAGCCACCAUUCUUCUUCCCAAUUCCACAACAAACAGCAGCAAGCACAGAGCUGGAAUCGAUUAAAUCUGUUUUGAAAGAGAGUGAGAAGGUUCUUGAGACGGUGGAGAGACAAGAAAAGAACAUUGUCCAUGAGGUGACAGAGAGAGCCAAGGAUCUAAGGGAGAAAGAGUUUAAGAUCCCGGAACCGAAACCAAUGCCUUGCUCUUCGGAUCACGAAGCGUGGAAGAAAUGUUACAAGGAGAACGUCGAGAACCCCUUAAGUUGUAGCGGUCUGGUCAUGAGAUUCCAGGAAUGUGCUCGCCGGUUUGGACAGCAAAUGAGUUCUGAAGGAAAGUAGAGAUAAAAAUGUUCUUUCUUUUGUUUUGUUUUGCUUUCUGAGAUCUUAUGACUGAUCAGAAGAAAUUAACUUUUUUCCUUUUUCUUACUCUAAUAAAAAAAGAACAGAUAAACUGAAUAUGUGAUUAUAUUCAUGAGAUUUAAACUGUGUUUUUGAUUUUGUA